This is a messenger RNA of Durio zibethinus, 901 nucleotides long. Its product is annotated as actin-depolymerizing factor 2. Gene Ontology annotation, biological process: actin filament depolymerization. Gene Ontology annotation, cellular component: actin cytoskeleton. Gene Ontology annotation, molecular function: actin binding. The record is from RefSeq and is a predicted model, not a curated record. NCBI's taxonomy places the organism in Eukaryota, Viridiplantae, Streptophyta, Magnoliopsida, Malvales, Malvaceae.
AUGAUAUUCAAAAUAAACAAAAAAAAAAUUAAAAAAGGGUGGAGUCCUUUUAUCAUUAUCUCAAUUCCCUUGUGAAAACCCAAUUUCCUUUUCCAUCUUUUUAGAUUUUUGUUCCCGUAGAUUUUCUCUGCAAGUUCUGCUAAAAAAGCCAUGGCUAACGCAGCUUCUGGAAUGGCUGUGCACGAUGACUGCAAGCUGAAGUUUCUAGAGUUAAAGGCUAAAAGAACUUACCGCUUCAUAGUAUUCAAGAUUGAGGAGAAACAAAAGCAGGUUGUUGUGGAAAAGGUUGGUGAGCCAACUCAGAGCUACGAGGAUUUCACUGCAAGCCUCCCUGCUGAUGAGUGUCGAUAUGCUGUGUAUGAUUUUGAUUUUGUGACUGCUGAGAAUUGCCAGAAAAGCAGGAUUUUCUUCAUUGCAUGGUCUCCUGACACAGCAAGGGUGAGAAGCAAGAUGAUUUAUGCAAGCUCCAAGGACAGGUUCAAGAGAGAGUUGGAUGGUAUUCAAGUAGAGCUGCAGGCAACUGAUCCCACUGAAAUGGGACUUGAUGUUAUAAGAAGCCGUGCCAGCUAAAUGGGAGUCUCAAAGAGGCAGGAAUGGUGAUAUUCAAAUGCUUUCUGCUUUUGCUUUUUAAGUGAAAAUGUUAAUAGGUUGUUGGGAUGGGGUGUUGGGGAGGGGGGGUUGAUAUCGACCUGACUGAAUUAUGAUAUUGGUUUGUUGUUCAAGUUCUAUGUUAAAGUUUUUGUCUAGAACAACUUUAGAACUUUCCAUUUAUAUAAUUUUUUAUGUUUGGAAGUUAUAUGACGAUGUCUUAUAGUCGAAUCGUUAAAAAAAGUCUUAUCUUCUUCAGGAGUUGAUACACCUAACAGAGCGGUGCUCGAAUAAAAUGGUGGCCUGCUUUAUU